AUGCACCCCAGAGUUCUCCACAAGAAGAGGGCGACCAUCACAGAGCUGCCUCUCUACUACUCUGGACACCUGCUGAAGAAGAACUCCAAAGAGAAGGAUUUCAAGAAGUACCAUGGAGAGCUUCGUGGAGCCACACUGUUUCUGUACAAAGAUGACACUCAGGAUACAUACACAGAGAGGUUGGACCUGGAGCAGCUGAAGUCCAUGGAGAUGGAGUCUCCAUAUCAGAGGAAGGUUCCGACCAUCUUCACUCUCACCCUGCAAACAGAGGAGGUGCAUCUGAAGAUGGACAAUGCUGACACAGGAGAAGAGUGGAGGGGUUACAUCCUCACCGUGGUCAAGAAGGAGAUGCCCAGUAAGCUGCAUCUGUUGCCUGGACAGUUGUUUCAGCUGCAGGAAGUUCUGGCUCAAGAGAGAGGUAGAAUUGCCCCUUUACUACCACCCAGACCAUCCGUCCCAUUCCAAGCCUCACCCUCCUCCUCCCCUCCUGACUGCAGUUCCCUGGACAUGCCUGAGUGUUUCUUCAAUGUGACUCGGGAGGAGGCUAAGCAGAUGUUGAAUGCAAAUCCAGAGUAUGGAAACAUCAUCCUUCGCCCAUCCACCCUGGCCAACAACUACGCCGUGACCCUAAGGCAACUGAUGUCCAGUGGGCCUGUCAUGAAGAACUACAGAGUGACCUCCACUAACUCGGGGUUUGUCAUUGAACUGGAGAAGCCGGUGAAGGUGACCUCAUUGAAUCACGUACUUAAAUACUUCCUUGAACAGACAGAGUGUGUUAAAUGCAUCUCACCUACACCGCUACCCAAGGCGCAAGUUGCACCUAUGCUGCGGUCACAGCCCAAAGAGGUGUUUCUGCCUCCUCUAGCCAAACCAGAAGAAGGGGAAUAUGUGGAUCCUGAUGAUCACACACUAAAGCUAGGUGAGAAGGACUUGUCAAGAUAG
This is a messenger RNA of Monopterus albus (swamp eel), 942 nucleotides long. Its product is annotated as signal-transducing adaptor protein 1-like. Bases 1 to 942 code for a protein of 313 amino acids. The transcript has 9 exons. The record is from RefSeq and is a predicted model, not a curated record. Lineage: Eukaryota; Metazoa; Chordata; Actinopteri; Synbranchiformes; Synbranchidae. Gene Ontology annotation, molecular function: protein kinase binding; signaling adaptor activity. Gene Ontology annotation, biological process: positive regulation of B cell receptor signaling pathway; cell surface receptor protein tyrosine kinase signaling pathway.